This is a messenger RNA of Daphnia magna, 3587 nucleotides long. Its product is annotated as UDP-glycosyltransferase UGT4. Gene Ontology annotation, molecular function: UDP-glycosyltransferase activity. Lineage: Eukaryota; Metazoa; Arthropoda; Branchiopoda; Diplostraca; Daphniidae. The record is from RefSeq and is a predicted model, not a curated record.
AAAAAUGACACAGCAUUGUCUUUGGUGCCUAUAAAAAGCAAGUUUCUAAACCCGUUGAGCAAGUAAGCAAUCACUCGUCUUCGUGUUCAUACACAGAAAACAGAGAAGCAGCUCAACCAGCACCACGACAACCAUUCUGAAGUAAACUUCAAUAUCAGUCUCUGAAAAUGGCUUGCAAGUACCAUUGGGUAAUUAUAAUUACAUUUCAAGCUCUCCUCUUUGCCGACCAUGGCCAUAGUCAUCGCAUCCUGGCAGUUAUGCCGUACGCUUCAACAAGUCACAAGAGCACGAUCGUUCCGCUGAUUUCUGCGCUGGCGGCACGGGGCCACCAUGUCACUUACGUGUCUGGAAAGCCAACCGAGCAACUGCAGAAUAAGACCAACGUCAGAGAAAUUGUUAUCGACAUGAAAGUUGAAUUCACUGUCGCUAACAGAGGAGCUGGCAAGCAAUCAUUCUUUGAAAACAUUGUAGAACGACCCUUCAAGACUAAAAUGGCGUUCCUUGAAAAAUUCCGCGAAGUACCCGAAAGUACGAUCAACAGUACUUUUAAAGAUCCUCAAAUCAGACGCAUGAUGGAAAAGGAAGAAUUCGAUCUCGUAUUGAUUUCAGUCAUUACCGCUUACGUUGGCUAUCCCUUGGCUUGGCAUUUCAAUUGUCCUUUCGUUAUUAUGAGCCCCAAUGUUGUGCUGGCCGAUAUGCCGUUCGUAAUGGGAGAUUCGGAACACACCGAGUACGUCCCUUUCAUCAUGUCUGGUUUCACGCAUCACAUGAGCUUGAUGCAGCGCACAAUCAACACAGCUCUUGUCCAUUUGACGACGAAGAUUCCGAAAUCGUUCAACACACCCGUCUUCGACAAACUGGUUCAACACUAUUUACCGGCGUGUCCUCCCCUGCUGGACAUUGAACACAACGUGAGCCUCGUUUUUACAAACACUCACCCGAGUAUUUCUUAUCCGCGAGCAAGUCCACCAAGCCUGAUUGAAGUUGGAGCCAUUCAUUGUCGACCUGCGCAAACUUUACCAACGGAUAUGGAAGAUUUUAUUAACGAUGGAGGUAAUGCUGCUGGGUUUCUGGUCUUCACCGUUGGAUCAGUCAUACAGAUGGACGAGAUGCCCGAAAAAAUAUUGAAUGUGUUCAAGAAUGUGUUUUCUCGUUUGCCUCAAAAAGUAAUCUGGCAGUGGAAAACCCAACCGAAAAAUCAGACAAUGCCUCCCAAUGUAAUGCUAUCCAGUUGGUUGCCACAACAAGACCUUUUAGGCCAUCCAAAGUGUAGAGGAUUCCUUACGCACGGAGGUCUGUUGAGUACUCAGGAAGCUGUGUAUCAUGGCGUUCCUGUAAUUGGAAUUCCCUUCGUGACCGACCAAGAAAACAACAUGAUCAAAGCCGUUAUGGAUGGUUAUGCCAUCAAACUCGCCUGGAACGAUAUAGACGAAGAACAAUUGCAUGGCGCCAUUCUUGACAUCCUUAAUGAAGAAAAGUAUCAAUUGAAUGUAAAGCGGUUACAGUCUCUCUUGAGAGACCAACCAGAAACACCACUAGAAAGAGCUGUGUUUUGGACGGAAUACGUACUUCGCAACAAAGGUGCAGCGGCUUUGCAACUCGGAUCGAGAAAUUUGUCUCGUUUCCAACGAAACCUGUUGGAUGUUUAUUGUGUCUUGUUCACAAUACUCCUAUGUAUAACAGCAACAAUCAUCUGCAUCGUCAAAACGAUACGAAGGACGCAACGAAGCUUCAAACAACACAACAAGUAGAAACGGUGCGGACGAUCCAAGCAAAAGAAAACAAAAUCUCCAGAUCGGAAGUUACAUUUUUGUAUAAUAAGUUAAACGACAAAAUUAAUUUUCAGAACGCUGAAAAAGAAAAAUAUUUAAUAAACUCUCAACGUGUGCAAGAAAGUUGUAAUUCGAAGUUUGUAAUUUUUUCCAAGUGCUGUAAGUCGUAGCCGUGAAGGUAGUUUGUUCCAAUUACCUGUAGUUGUACAGGUUACUGGGCUGGCUCUGACCCAUGCAUUUAAAACCCAAACAAUCUUUGCGCAUGGCGAUAGAUUUAGCCCGUAGUCCAACCCCAAAUUACACAAUCAAACGUCUUACCGCUAGAUGUCUACGUGUUUUAAUGGCCAUAGCCAGCCACGGCUCCGCCAUCGUCAGCUGAUUCUUGUUUUCCUUUAUUCCUUGCGUGGUACAAACGUUAACUUUCAGCGCAAACAUGGUAACAGUGCAUAUUGGAAUAUAAAUGUGAAGCAAUCGUUGAAUCUUUCGACGAAAUAAAUUGCAUGGAAAACAAAAAAUGUUUUUUGCGAAGAUAGGAGAGGGUAAGAUGGGCGCCGUCGACAGAUUGGCGAGACAUUUUGUUUAUUUUGUUUCCAUUUCUUUAUGGAACCGAAAAACAAAUGACUGACCUCAAAAACACUUGAGGCGUACUUCGUAACCCUUCCUUUCGAAAUUUCUUCGUUGUCUCUUGACUACAGAGCGCCAUCUACGACUGAAACGAACGUAAUAAGUGCUGCAACUGUCUUCGAUGAAAUCAAUCUGUCUCAGGAUACGGGCCGAGAGCGCACGUUCCUUCUUAUUUCUUCCCUAGGCACAUUUAGCACGCCGCACUCGGGCUUCCCUUUAAAUUAACUUAUUUUCCGUUGAUAGUCUUGUACCAAAAAAAGAAAAGCUUUAUUAGAAAUAUUGCUCGUGAAAAAUUUCCAUUUGGGGAUCUAAACUUCUGUCAUUUUAAUUAAAUGCGUUUACUUUGGUUUGGGUUAGUUGUGCUUGUCCAACUGCCGAAUUUAAUAUCAGCAGCUUGUGAUGGAAAACAAUUUGCGUGCAAAAACGGACACGGGUGUGUGGCUACUAGUCAACAUUGUGACCACGUGAUCGAUUGCGAUGACGGAUCCGACGAGUUUGAUUGCAAUUAUCCUUGUCGGAGUCCUCACAUGAAACCUUGUAGGGAUGGUCAUUGUAUUGCCAUGUACUUCUUUUGUGAUAGGGAUAAUGACUGUGGAGAUUGGUCUGAUGAGCUCAAUUGCACUGGCCUGUUACCUGGCUCGAAAAUGAAUUGCCCACCUAACACAUUUCACUGUGAGGGGCAAGUGUGCAUCCCCCAAAACUGGGUAUGUGAUGGCAUGGAGGAUUGCUCUGAUGCAAGAGAUGAGCUUCACUGUAACAAAAUGAAUUGCCCAUCUAACACAUUUCACUGUGAGGGGCAGGUGUGUAUCCCCCAAAACUGGGUAUGUGAUGGCAUGGAGGAUUGCUCUGAUGCAAGAGAUGAGCUUCACUGUAACAAAAUGAAUUGUCCAUCUAACACAUUUCACUGUGAGGGGCAGGUGUGCAUCCCCCAAAACUGGGUAUGUGAUGGCAUGGAGGAUUGCUCUGAUGCAAGAGAUGAGCUUCACUGUAACAAAACAAAAGUAAGAUGAUUGUUAUCUUAGGUAUUUUUAAUACUGACAUUUUCCCCUUCAUUGUGCAUCAAAAGAAUUGCGGUGUUCACAAAGUUUAAGUAGCCUAAAGGUUUUUUUUUCAGCUUCCCACUUUUGUCAAAAUCUGAAAAACGGCAUCUCUUGAAAAUCGACAAAAAUCAUACAACCAACUAAUAAUCGA